GUUAAUGAGGAGAGCUGCCUUCUAUGUCCAGCUCCUCUACUAUUGGUCAAUAGAGCUUUGGAAUCAACGUCACUGCAUCAAACGUUGUGGGGCGUUUAGGUCGCUCGGUGCCGAGGAAGGUAACCAACCAGGGCUUCAUUGGAGAUGGACAGAGACAGCUCAACCACAGACGCCUCUCAGCUGGGCAUGACUGGAGAAUACAUGGCGUCCAGUCAUUAUGUUCUCCACCCCCAGGACGAUGAUGGAGAAGAGAACAUGAAUGACCAUGAAGACAACGGAACCAAGGAGAACUACAGGGAACAGGACAUUUACCUCCCUAUUGCUAACGUGGCUCGCAUCAUGAAGAACACUGUGCAGGAGUGUGUGAGCGAGUUCAUCAGCUUCAUCACGUCGGAAGCCAGUGAGCGCUACCACCACGAGAAGAGGAAGACCAUCAACAGGGAGGACUUCCUGUUCGCCGUGUCCAGGCUGGGCUUCAACAUGUAUGUCGACCCCCUCAAGCUCUACCUGCAGAAGUUCAGAGAGGCGAUGAAGGGGAAGAUGGGGAUGCCGAGGGUGGCAGUGGGAGAAAGUCUGGGUGAGGAUCUGACAGACGACGGCUUUGCCAAUCCGCUUCCAGCUGGGACUAUCACAGCAGAUGGUCAGCAGCAGAAUGUCAUGGUGUACACCACCACUGCAUACCCACAGAUUCCCACCGUACAGCAGAUCCAGUUUUCAUGACGAGCGCCAACACCAGGCCCUCCUGCUGGGCUUUUACCCGGGACUCGUGCUCACCUGAUGACCUCUGACCCUUCCGCUUGGAAAGGUCAUCCAGUCGACUGGAAGGGAAGCAUUCGGAGAAGCCCUCAUGUACAGAGAAAUCACUACUGCCCCUUUUCCACUGGCUCUACUUCAACAACCCGGCUCGGCUCGGCUCUGUUUCGGAGUGACCGCGUUUCCACCGGCCUACUUGGCUCUGUUGCAGGGUACCGCCUCCUGGUGGCGGGGGGGGUGUAGCGCCCGGCCUCCAGGAGCUACCUGCUGUGCUUCGUUACAUGCGACCUAACGCGAGUUGUUGUUUUUCUGAUACAAAAGAAGAAGAGAGAGCUGAGCUAUUUUUUA
Molecule: messenger RNA, 1101 nt
Organism: Poecilia latipinna (sailfin molly)
Lineage: Eukaryota; Metazoa; Chordata; Actinopteri; Cyprinodontiformes; Poeciliidae
Product: nuclear transcription factor Y subunit beta-like
Exons: 1
Coding region: 145-720 (191 amino acids)
Biological process (GO): regulation of transcription by RNA polymerase II
Cellular component (GO): CCAAT-binding factor complex
Molecular function (GO): DNA-binding transcription activator activity, RNA polymerase II-specific; RNA polymerase II cis-regulatory region sequence-specific DNA binding; protein heterodimerization activity
Source: RefSeq, a predicted model, not a curated record